This is a messenger RNA of Lynx canadensis (Canada lynx), 2679 nucleotides long. RefSeq names its product semaphorin 7A (John Milton Hagen blood group) (gene SEMA7A). Gene Ontology annotation, cellular component: external side of plasma membrane. Gene Ontology annotation, biological process: integrin-mediated signaling pathway; positive regulation of axon extension; positive regulation of cell migration. Bases 38 to 2029 code for a protein of 663 amino acids. The transcript is spliced from 14 exons. Gene Ontology annotation, molecular function: semaphorin receptor binding; chemorepellent activity; integrin binding. The record is from RefSeq and is a predicted model, not a curated record. NCBI's taxonomy places the organism in Eukaryota, Metazoa, Chordata, Mammalia, Carnivora, Felidae.
UCUCGGCUGCUCGCCGCUGUCGCUCCCGGGCUGCGGGAUGACACCGCCUCCGCCCGGAUGCGCCUCCCUCGGCGCCCCGCGCGCCCGCGUUCCCGGCCGGCUGGCUCGGUCUUGGCUCCUGCUGCAGCUGCUGCUGCUGCUCUGGACUGCCGCCGCCACCCAAGGCCACCAGAGGAGCGGACCCCGCAUCUCCGCUGUCUGGAAAGGCCGCGCAGGGCAGGACUGGGUGGACUUUGGCCUGGCUGAGCCUCACACGGUGCUUUUCCACGAGCCCGGCAGCUCCUCCGUGUGGGUGGGUGGACGUGGCAAGGUCUAUUUCUUCGACUUCCCCGAGGGCAAGAAUGCCUCCAUGCGCACGGUGAACAUUGGCUCCACGAAGGGGUCCUGCCUGGACAAGCGGGACUGUGAGAACUACAUCACGCUCUUGGAGAGGAAGGGUGAGGGGCUUCUCAUCUGUGGCACCAAUGCCCGGCGCCCCAGCUGUUGGAGCCUGGUGAACGGCACCGUGGAGUCGCUUGGCGAAAAGAGAGGCUAUGCCCCCUUCAGCCCAGAUGAGAACUCGCUGGUUCUGUUUGAUGGGGACGAAGUGUACUCCACAAUCCGGAAGCAGGAGUUCAACGGGAAGAUCCCUCGGUUCCGCCGCAUCCAGGGCGAGAUUGAGCUGUAUACCAGUGAUACCGUUAUGCAGAACCCCCAGUUCAUCAAGGCUACCAUUGUGCACCAAGACCAGGCCUAUGAUGACAAGAUCUACUACUUCUUCCGAGAGGACAAUCCCGACAAGAACCCCGAGGCUCCUCUCAAUGUGUCCCGUGUGGCCCAGCUCUGCAGGGGGGACCAGGGCGGCGAGAGUUCACUGUCAGUCUCCAAGUGGAACACCUUCCUGAAAGCCAUGCUGGUGUGCAGCGAUGUCGCCACCAACAAGAACUUCAACAGGCUGCAGGACGUCUUUCUGCUCCCUGACCCUAAUGGCCAGUGGAGGGACACGAGAGUCUAUGGUGUUUUCUCCAACCCUUGGAACUACUCAGCUGUCUGUGUGUACUCCCUUGGUGACAUUGACAAGGUCUUUCGUACUUCCUCACUCAAGGGCUACCAUUCGAGCCUUCCCAACCCUCGGCCUGGCAAGUGUCUCCCAGACCGGCAGCCCAUACCCACGGAGACCUUCCAGGUGGCUGACAGUCACCCUGAGGUGGCACAGAGAGUAGAGCCCAUGGGGCCUUUGAAGACGCCACUGUUCCACUCAAAGUACCACUACCAGAAAGUGGUUGUCCACCGCAUGCAGGCCAGCCGUGGGGAGACCUUCCACGUGCUUUACCUAACCACAGACAGGGGCACCAUCCACAAGGUGGUGGAGUCAGAGGAGCGGGAACGCAGCCUUGCCUUCAACAUCAUGGAGAUCCAGCCCUUUCACCACCCGGCCGCCAUCCAGGCCAUGUCGCUGGACGCUGAGCGGCGGAAGCUGUAUGUGAGCUCCCAGUGGGAGGUGAGCCAGGUGCCCCUGGACCUGUGUGAGGUCUACGGCGGGGGCUGUCAUGGCUGCCUCAUGGCCCGAGACCCCUACUGCGGCUGGGACCAGGGCCGCUGUGUCUCCAUCUACAGCUCCCAAGGGCCGGUGCUGCAGUCCAUUAAUCCAGCUGAGCCACACAAAGAAUGCCCCAACCCAAAGCCAGACAGGGCCCCACUGCAGAAGGUUUCCCUGGCUCGGAACUCUCGUUACUACCUGAGCUGCCCCAUGGAGUCCCGUCAUGCCACCUACUCAUGGCGCCACGAGGAGAACGUGGAGCAGAGCUGCGAGCCAGGCCAUCAGAGCCCCAACUGCAUCCUGUUCAUCGAGAACCUCACAGCCCGCCAGUAUGGCCACUACCACUGCGAGGCCCAGGAGGGCUCCUACCUCCGUGAGGCUCAGCACUGGGAGCUGCUGCCCGAUGACGGCGCCAUGGCCGAGCACCUGCUGGGUCGGGCCCGGGCCCUGGCCGCCUCCCUCUGGCUGGGCGUCCUGCCCACGCUCACUCUCGGCCUGCUGGUCCACUAAGGUCCCCUGGGGCUGGGCAUGGCACAGGCUCCUGCAGCCUCAGGGGCACUAGAAAAGUUUCCCGUCCAGAGCCGGCUGGGCCCGGCGAGCUCCUUGCCCGAUGCUUCUUCCAGGGGGACUGCAUAACCUGAUGAAGGACACCAGGCCUGGAGAUGGCCAGCCGCAGGCGGCUGCCGGGCCCGAGCAGGCACGGGUGGCGGGGGCCACAGAGUGAAGGCGCUGACUGUGAAGCUGGGGCAUUGGUGACCUAAGAUUUUACCUUCUGGAGAUUACUUUUCAAAAACUCCUCCUCAAACUUGACUAAAUGCAGUGAUGUUCCCAGCCCAAGAGUCCAUGGGCCAGAAUGGGAUUUGGAAAGGGAAGCUGGGCCCCAGGCUCUGGACCUUGGGGCUGAGGCCCGAGUCCAUCGGACUCUCUAUACGCAAACUGCCCCCUCCUCCUCCCUCCUGCCAUGGCUGGGGGUAGCUGCUGUUCUUGUAGGCCCAGGGCUGCCUUCUACGGCUCCCUCACCAGCCCUGGGUCCCACUAGGCAGCCGUCUUGCAUGUUUAUUGAAGGAUGUUUGCUUUCCGGACAGAAGGACGGAAAAAGCUCUAUUUUUAUGUUAGGCUUAUUUCAUGUAUAGCUAAUUCUGACUGCAUCUGUAUGAAAA